Messenger RNA from Vanrija pseudolonga, 1062 nucleotides. RefSeq names its product 3'(2'),5'-bisphosphate nucleotidase. Bases 1 to 1062 code for a protein of 353 amino acids. Gene Ontology annotation, biological process: sulfate assimilation. Gene Ontology annotation, molecular function: 3'(2'),5'-bisphosphate nucleotidase activity. The transcript has a single exon. The record is from RefSeq and is a predicted model, not a curated record. Lineage: Eukaryota; Fungi; Basidiomycota; Tremellomycetes; Trichosporonales; Trichosporonaceae.
AUGGACGGCCCGUACGCGCGCGAGCUGGCCGUGGCCAUCUCGGCGAUCCAGCACGCCGUAAAGAUCAGCUCGCGCGUCAUCGCGUCGAAAAACAAGGGCAUUGUCGAGAAGGACGACCACUCGCCAGUCACCGUCGCCGACCUGGCAAUCCAGGCGCUGUUGACCGCGACGAUCCACUCUGCGUUCCCGGACGACCUGUUCGUGGGCGAGGAGUCGGCCGAGCAGCUGCGCGCGAGCCCGACCCUCCUCGACGCGGUGUGGGGGCUGCUGUCCGACCUCGAUAUCGCCGACAGCGUCGCGCGUAUCCCGGCGUCAAAAGACAAGCUGUGCAGCAUGCUCGACUGGGCCGGCACGGGGCAGCCCUCGGCGGGCCGAUACUGGAUCUUCGACCCCAUCGACGGGACGAAGGCCUUCAUCCGCGGCGAAAACUACGCCGUCAACGUGUGUCUCAUGACCGGGCCAGGGCAGACCCUCAGCGCGGUCGGCAUCCCGCUGCUUGCUCCGGACGCCGUCGCGCCAAUCAACAACGACACGACGAGCGCGUCAGGCAGCAUCAUGUUCGCGACGCGCGGGCACGGCACGUUCAUCCGCCCACUUGACGGGCCAGCGGACACGCCGGCAAGGCGGCUACCCCGGCGCACGGCGGACGACACGACGCAGCUCACGGCAGUCACCUGCGUCGAGGGCACCGACUCUGCCGUACCCGGGCUCAACGUGAAGAUUGCUGCGCGCCUCGGCAUAGCAUACCCCGGCAACGACCUGCUUGCGUGGGUGCUCCGCUGGGCGGUCCUCGGCCUCGGCGCGGCAGACGCGACGUUCUGGGUGUACCGCAAGCGCACGCGCUACGGCAAGAUCUGGGACCACGCCGGCGCGAUGCUGCUCUUCGAGGAGGCGGGCGGCAAGAUCACCGACGUGCACGGCAAGGUGAUUGACAUCUUUGCUGGGCGCGCCAUGUCGUCAAACUUUGGCUUUGUGGCGGCGCUUGAGGGCGCGCAUGCGCGUGUGCUGUCUGCUGUGCAGGACGCUGUGCGAGAGGAGGGGCUGCUAGAGCUGCUGGUGUAA